AUGCCGAGCUACACGGAUGAGCGGAUCCAAGCCACCGUCUCGGAGCUGAAGCCAAAGUUCCUCAAGGCCUUCAAUGUAGCGUCAGAGAACGACGUCGAGUGGCUUCUCUUCACGUUUGCCCCUGGUCGUGUCAACUUCAUGGGAGAGCAUGUUGAUUACAUGGGUGGGUACGUGUGCCCCGCCGCGCUCAAGGAGGGGUGCCAUAUUCUUGUCGGUCGCGUGCGGCACUACCACGACGGGAAGCUGCGCUUUGCCACGGAGGAUGGCAAGUAUUUCGCACUAGACCGUCUUGGCCGGGCCAAGCAUGACAAGACGUGGACAACAUUCAUUCGCGGUGCGGCGACACUGGGACUGAACCAUCUCGGUCUACCCAUUGAUGCACCGGAGCUACAGGGGUUUUGCGCCAUCUCAAAGGGCACGCUGCCGAUGGGCUCCGGCAUGAGCGCUUCCGCCUCCUUUGACGUGACGCUGCUCUAUGCCAUCACGACGGUGGCGACGCGGCGGCACACGGCGAUGCGUUAUGUGCCUGGCACGCCCUACCCGAUUCUUCCGCCGCGUAGCAGGGAUGAACUCAUUACGCUGGCAAAACAAGCGCGUCUCAUAGAGACGGAGUUUUGUGGUGUCAACGUUGGUAUUAUGGAUCAGUUUUCCUCGAUCCAUGCGACAGAGGGAUCAUUCAUGGCACUUGAUUGCGACUCCUUGACAUUUAAGUCGUAUUCCUUGAAACCUCUGCUUGGAGACUCUUGUUGUUUCCUUUUGAUAAACUCCAUGAUUCGUCACGAGCUGACUGGCUCAACAGCGGGUGGAUACAAUACGCUGCGCAGCGACGCCGAGGGUGCGCAGGUGGUGGUAAGCCAGCGGAAGUUGAAUGGUGCGCCGUUCAGCUUCCGUGAACUUGCCAGAACACCGCAGAGGUUUACAGAGGAGGAUCCAGUUGCCUUUGUGGAGUCGUGCAAGCCCUACUUUACACCUGGUCAAUACGAUCGUGGCAUCUUCAACAUCGCUGAGCAGAUCCGCACGCUAAAAUUCAUCGAGCUUUGCACUCCCGAGUGCCCCCUUAGCCAGGAAGAGCGCUUCCGAAAGGCUGGUGAAUUGCUGAAUGCGACCCACCAAGGGCAGCGCGACCUCCUCAAGAUCUCCACUGAUGAGCUCAACUUCAUUCAUGAAGCCAUCAACCGUGAGGAAGGUGUGAGCGGCGGCAGGCUGAUGGGUGGUGGCUUCGGUGGCUGCAUUGUUCUUCUUCUGAAAAAGAAUGCUGUGGAGCGUGUGGUACAAAAUGUGCAGAGUGGCUUCAAGGCGAAGUUUGGCGUUGUGUGUGAGGUGUACCCUGUUGUGCUGGGUGGUGGAGCCUUUAUUGCCUCGUUGUGGGAGGGGGCACAUGGAAAAUUGUAA
Messenger RNA from Trypanosoma grayi, 1392 nucleotides. RefSeq names its product galactokinase. The record is from RefSeq and is a predicted model, not a curated record. The transcript has a single exon. Gene Ontology annotation, molecular function: galactokinase activity; ATP binding. Gene Ontology annotation, cellular component: cytosol; cytoplasm. Lineage: Eukaryota; Euglenozoa; Kinetoplastea; Trypanosomatida; Trypanosomatidae. Gene Ontology annotation, biological process: galactose metabolic process; carbohydrate phosphorylation. Bases 1 to 1392 code for a protein of 463 amino acids.